Ipomoea nil (Japanese morning glory) is the source of this 1160-nucleotide messenger RNA. RefSeq names its product protein FAR1-RELATED SEQUENCE 5-like. The record is from RefSeq and is a predicted model, not a curated record. The coding region runs from base 269 to 574 and encodes 101 amino acids. NCBI's taxonomy places the organism in Eukaryota, Viridiplantae, Streptophyta, Magnoliopsida, Solanales, Convolvulaceae. The transcript is spliced from 2 exons.
CUCAGGACCAAAAGCAGCCACACAGAUCAAACAUCGGCGCCCCUCCAAUCGAGUUGGCUGCAUAGCGAAGAUUGUAUUCAAAAGAAACAAUGCAAGAAGGUAUGAGGUGAAGACGUUUGAAGAGGGGCACACACACUGUUUGUGCGAGGAGAGCUACAAACCUUUCUUGAAAGUGAAUAGGAAAUUAGAUAUUGGUCAUCAACAAUUCAUCACUAAUUGCGCAAAAGUAAAUAUUUGGGCUAGUAAGAGUUUUGACCUGUACACAGAGAUGGUGGGGGGAGUUGAAAAAAUGGGCGCCAUGCAAUUAGAUUUCAAGAACUACAGAAGGGAGGUUUUGGCAUACAUGCAAGGAGGAGAUGCACAAAUGGUAAUAUCCAAUUACCUCGAUAAGAAAGCUGACUACAGUGAUAUGUACUUCGAAUACGAGGCAAACGAGAACGAUCAAUUGGCGCGUGUUUUCUGGGCAGAUGGAAUGGCAAGGAAGCAAUACAGUGCAUUCGGAGAUGUUGUGUCAUUCGAUGCUACGUACAAAACAAACAGGUAUAGCCUAGUAUUUGUCCAUUCACCGGCAUAGACAACCAUAGGAAAUGCAUGACAUUCAAAGCAGCAGUGAUUGCCCGGGAGGAUGUUGACUCGUACUGUUGGGUCCUAAGGAACAUAAAAAACGCAAUGGGUAGCACACCGCAUAUCACCGUAACCGAUCAAAACCCAGCGAUGAAGGUCGCGAUUGGAAGAGAAUUCCCAGAGUCUCGCCAUCGUUACUGCAUGUGGCAUAUAAUGACAAAGGUCGGCGAUAAAGUGAGUACUGAGUUGGCGAGGAAUGAAGAGUUUCGACAAGAGCUAAAUGUUGUUGUUUGGAACGAUAGAUCGACGUCUGAAUAUUUUGAGGCUGCAUGGAAAGGAGUUAUUGAAAGAUAUGGGCUACUUGAAAAUGCAUGGUUGAAACGUAUGCACAACGAGCGUACAUCCUGGGUACCUACGUGUUUUGAAGGUGUUUUUAUGGGCGGGCUAGUGUGUACCACCUCCCGCUCUGAAGCAGAGAACAGAAUUUUCAAAAGCAACACUAACAAACACUUAUGUGUUUCCGAAAUUUUCACCCGAUUUGAGAGUACAAUCAGAAAGCAACGACUGACACAGUCGGACCUAAGCGGUGCUAACAA